CACUCAGGAAGUGGUAACAUAAAUAAGCUCCAAUUUAUAAAUCCCGCUGCAACUUUUCGGAAUUCUAAACAGACAAAUAAUGAGUACUCUCGUAUGAUGGAUUAAUCCAUGAAACACAUACGUGUCGUUCCCGGGUGUAACGAGAAGUCAGGGCCGCAAACAGCCGUUCAAGUUAGCACAAAGGUGCUAACUCACUUCAGCCACUUCCUGUCCGGUUUUGUAACAGCGUAAUAAUGGACUUAUGCAAGUUAAAGUGCGGAAUCAUUCAGAACAGAGAGCUGCUGCGCACCAAGCGGUUUUAUGACAGCGGGGUUUCACCUGUCCAACUGCUCCUCCUCAGGUGCGAUGGCUCAGGUGCGGCGGUCAGUCGGCGAGGCGUUGUGGGCGAUGUGUGCGGCCGACUCCAUGUCCAUGCCGGUCCACUGGUACUACGACGUCAACGACAUCGUCAGGGACUUUGGAGGCUGGAUAUCAGGCUUCAGCUCACCCAGAAGCGGACACCCGUCCAGCAUCCUCAGCCUCUCCAACACCUCUGGCAGCGGUCGGACCGCCUGGUCGUCCGGCGCCAAGCGGCCCGACGUGGUGGGCAACGUGAUCCUCCACGAUAAGCUGAACUUGUGGAAGUCCUCCAAAGGCUCAGUUCACUAUCAUCAAGGUCUCCAGGCCGGGGACAACACCCUGAACGUCCUCUGCUCUCUCCGAGCGACCCACACUCUCGUCUCCGGUCAGUUCGCCGACGUCUCUCAGCCGGACGCCCGAGCUGCCGUGCUGUCAGACUACGUUCACUUCCUGACAACGCCGAACUCGCACACCGACACGUACGCCGAGUCCUACCACCGCUCGUUCUUCGCUGACUGGCAGGACAGCAGACCGACCUCACCCCGUCAGGUUCUGACGUUUGCAGAAAAACGCUCCAGGCAGAUGUUGAGCUCCUCGUUCGCCGACAGCCAGUUGGACGCCAUCGGCUGCCUUCCCACGAUCCUCCCCUUCAUCCUGCUGUCCGCCACGGCCAAUGAGGAGCAAGCUGUUUCAGCAGCAGUAGAGUUUGUGAAGCUCACUCACCCCCAUCCGAAGGUGCCAGAGUACGUGUCGAUUUACAGCCGGGCGCUGCACGCUGUGCUGGGCGGAGCCAGCGUCCGCCAGCAGGCCGAGCAUGCCCUGAAGAGGCUGGGCGCCUGGGACUCCUCCCAGAGCUACAGCCGCAAGGCCGCCAGGUUUCCCGUGUCCUCGGAUGAACGGCUGAAGGUUCAUCAGAGUGCUGUGAACUACCUCGGUCUGGCCUGCUACACCAAAGGAGCUCUGUCCAGUAUGUUUUACCUGGCUCACGAGUUUCAUGACGACCCCACAGGAGGAAUCCUGGCUAACACCAACUGUGGAGGUGAGAACUGUAACCGCGGGGCAGCGCUGGGAGCCCUGCUGGGGGCCGCUGGCUCGUACUGCGGGGCCUUCAUACCGCAGCAGUGGAAGGACGAGCUGAGAGACGCCCAGGAGUUCAUCCCUGACAUCAUAAAGGAGCUGCAGUGAGAGCAAUGUCGCCCCCCAGAGGGGCGGAGGGGAAGUGCAGCUUCAAAGCUCCCUUCAGCUUGUCUUCCUUUUUCUAAACACGACAAUGAAUGUUAACUCUUAUUUAUUAAAUCUAGUCUUACUUCAUUUUUAUUAAAUAAUGAAAAUCUCUUUUGCAUUAAUUAAGUUUUGUUGUGACACUUUAUGUUGGUUUGACUGAUUGUGUGAUGGAAAAAAAUACAAAUGAUAUAAUAAAGACAUAAAGAAAAACUUCUGACUCAUGUUACGCUCUGUU
Molecule: messenger RNA, 1798 nt
Organism: Scatophagus argus
Lineage: Eukaryota; Metazoa; Chordata; Actinopteri; Scatophagidae
Exons: 9
Coding region: 301-1524 (407 amino acids)
Source: RefSeq, a predicted model, not a curated record